This is a messenger RNA of Pyrus x bretschneideri (Chinese white pear), 2031 nucleotides long. RefSeq names its product protein IQ-DOMAIN 2. NCBI's taxonomy places the organism in Eukaryota, Viridiplantae, Streptophyta, Magnoliopsida, Rosales, Rosaceae. The record is from RefSeq and is a predicted model, not a curated record. Bases 217 to 1662 code for a protein of 481 amino acids. Gene Ontology annotation, molecular function: protein binding. The transcript is spliced from 6 exons.
UGAAAUUUUCCUUGUCAAGAUCUGACUUUAUUUUCCCUUUAAGUGAAAGACAGGAGGGCCGGUGGAGGCCUAUUGGCUGUUGCGCUUUCAAGUUUGUUGCAAUACUUUCUUUGGUUGGUGGGGAAAUAGUUAGAGGAGAAAGAGGAGGGCCAGUCUCUUCCCAUUUGAGAUCUGCCGCUUUGCUUACAGGGGAUUAGUUCGAGGAAUGUUAAGGAGAUGGGGAAGAAAGGUUGGUUUUCUUCAGUAAAGAAAGCUCUGAGCCCUGAUUCUAAGAAGAAAGAGGAGAGAUCAGAUAAAUCAAAAAAGAAAUGGUUUGGGAAACAAAAGUACCCGGAGUUUGAAUCUACUUCUUAUCAACCGUCCAUUAUAUUGCCACCUCUUCCACCACGAGAAGAGGUGAAAUUAACCACUGUGGAGAAUGAGCAGAACAAUGAUGCUUACUCUGUUCCAGUCACCACCACAGUCACCCCUACCGCAGUGGCUGAGGCUGCAGUUUCCGUGGCUCCUCCGACUCAAGCUGUUGCAGAGGUUGUAAGACUCCCUACAACCACUCAGUAUGCUGGAAAAUCAAGGGAGGAAGUGGCAGCAAUCAAGAUUCAAACAGCAUUUCGAGGAUACCUGGCAAGAAGGGCGUUGAGGGCGUUAAGAGGGCUUGUUAGGCUGAAAUCAUUGAUAGAGGGAUCUGUUGUGAAACGGCAAGCCACAAAUACCCUCCGAUGCAUGCAGACUCUAUCUCGUGUGCAGUCUCAGAUACGUUCCAGGAGGAUUAGGAUGUUAGAAGAGAAUCAGGCUCUGCAAAGGCAACUCCUACUAAAACAUGCAAAAGAGCUUGAGACUUUGCGGCUUGGGGAUGAAUGGGAUGAUAGCAUACAGUCGAAGGAGCAAGUUGAAGCAAACCUAUUAAGCAAACAUGAGGCAGCAAUGAGAAGGGAAAGAGCACUCGCUUAUGCAUUCUCUCAUCAGAAAAAUGGGAAGAAUACUACAAAAUCUGUAAACCCAAUGUUCAUGGAUCCAAGCAAUCCCACAUGGGGUUGGAGCUGGUUGGAAAGGUGGAUGGCUGCCCGGCCUUGGGAGAGUCGUGGCAUGACAGAUAAAGACAUGCAGGAUGAGCAUGCAUCUGUAAAGAGUGCAAGUCGCGGCAUUUCUGCUGGAGAAAUUAACAAGUCCUAUGCCCGCUACCUCCUCAAUUCCGACAAGCAAUCCCCAACAGCCAGUGAAAAGCCAAGCCAUCCUGGAUUUCGGUCCCCUUCAACUCCUUCUAGGCCAGCUUCGAAAGUAGCUCGAAAAUUAAAGCCAGCAGCAAGCCCAAGGGGUAGUAGGGUCCCGGAUGAUGACAUGAAAAGCAUGGUCAGUGUGCAAUCAACUCAGUUUAGGAGGCACAGCAUUGCUGGCUCCUCUGUGAGGGAUGACGAAAGCCUAGAUAGUUCUCCAGCAGUUCCGAGUUACAUGGUACCAACGAAAUCCGCAAGAGCUAAGUCCAGGCUGCAGAGCCCAGCAGAGAAGAAUGGGAUCACUGAGAAGGACUUGCCGCCUGAGUCAGCUAAGAAACGGCUGUCAUUCCCAGCCUCCCCCGCUCGACCAAGGCGGCAUUCUGGUCCACCAAGGGUUGACAGCAGUAUAAUCACAGCAAACAAAGUGACCGAUAUUGGAGUCGAAAGCUAAUUAUUUCCAGCACAGAAAGAAGAGUGGAAGAAAAGCUGUUUCAUGGACCAAAAGGGAAAGAAAUAAAGGUUUAUUCCAUCGGUGAAUUGUUUGAUUUCUUAAUUAAUACUUCCUCAAAAGUUGUUGGUGUGGGGUAAAAUUACUCCCAGGAGUUUGCUUAUGCUGCAAGCUAUGGGCAUUUGUUGUUAUUUUUUCAAAUUUGUUUAUUUGUAUCUGAUAUAAUUACACCUCUUAUCUGGGUCCUUGCCAUUGUCAGAACCCAAUUCUUAGAAGACGAAGACUAAUAGUGUUCUGUUGAAUUUCUUGUUUCCUCGGAUUGGUGAUUAUAAAAUAUAUGUAUAUGUAUUUAAUUUAUGGAUUAUUGUUUCA